UGGUGCCGGAUUUCAAACCGGAGCUGGCGGCGCGGUGCUGCUCUGCCGUUGGGUGAGGCCCGGAGGGAAGUGGAAGGCGCCCAGGUGGGGCCGGGCGAACCCCGCAAGGAAGAUGGAUACUAUGAUGCUGAAUUUGCGGAAUCUGUUCGAGCAGCUUGUGCGGCGGGUGGAGAUCCUCAGUGAAGGAAAUGAACUCCAAUUCAUCCAGUUGGCAAAGGACUUUGAGGAUUUCCGUAAAAAGUGGCAGAGAACAGACCACGAGCUGGGGAAGUACAAGGAUCUUUUGAUGAAAGCGGAGACCGAGCGAAGCGCCCUGGAUGUGAAGCUGAAGCAUGCGCGCAAUCAGGUGGACGUGGAGAUCCGACGGAGACAGCGAGCCGAGGCGGACUGCGAAAAGCUGGAACGACAGAUUCAGCUGAUCCGAGAGAUGCUCAUGUGUGACACAUCUGGCAGCAUUCAACUAAGUGAGGAGCAAAAAUCAGCUCUGGCCUUUCUCAACAGGGGCCAGCCAUCCAGUGGCAACGCCGGGAACAAGAGACUGUCAACUAUCGAUGAAUCUGGUUCCAUUUUAUCAGAUAUCAGCUUUGACAAGACUGAUGAAUCACUGGAUUGGGAUUCUUCUUUGGUGAAGACCUUCAAACUGAAGAAGAGAGAAAAGAGACGCUCUAGUAGCCGGCAGUUUGUUGAUGGUCCCCCUGGACCUAUAAAGAAAACUCGUUCCAUUGGGUCUACAGUUGACCAGGGAAAUGAGUCCAUUGUUGCGAAAACUACAGUGACUGUUCCCAAUGAUGGCGGGCCCAUCGAAGCCGUGUCUACUAUUGAGACUGUGCCAUACUGGACCAGGAGCCGAAGGAAAAUAGGUACUUUACAACCAUGGAACAGUGAUUCUACCCUGAGCAGCAGGCAACUGGAGCCAAGAACGGAGACGGACAAUUCAGGCACGCCCCAGAACAACGGAGGGAUGCGUCUGCAUGACUUUGUCUCUAAGACGGUUAUUAAGCCUGAAUCCUGUGUUCCAUGUGGGAAGCGAAUCAAAUUUGGCAAACUGUCUCUGAAGUGUAGAGAUUGUCGUGUGGUUUCACAUCCGGAAUGCCGGGAGCGCUGUCCUCUUCCCUGCAUUCCCACUCUGAUGGGCACGCCUGUCAAGAUAGGAGAGGGAAUGCUGGCUGAUUUUGUGUCCCAGACCUCUCCGAUGAUCCCUUCCAUCGUUGUCCACUGUGUAAAUGAGAUCGAGCAGAGAGGGCUGACUGAGACAGGCCUGUAUCGGGUCUCAGGCUGUGACAGGACCGUGAAGGAACUGAAGGAGAAAUUCCUCCGGGUGAAGACUGUCCCCCUGCUCAGCAAAGUGGACGACAUCCAUGCCGUCUGCAGCCUUCUGAAAGACUUCCUUCGAAACCUCAAAGAACCCCUUCUGACUUUUCGGCUGAACAAAGCCUUCAUGGAAGCCGCAGAAAUCACAGAUGAAGACAACAGCAUAGCCGCCAUGUACCAGGCUGUCGGUGAACUGCCCCAGGCCAACAGGGACACGUUAGCUUUCCUCAUGAUUCACUUGCAGAGAGUGGCUCAGAGUCCAAACACUAAAAUGGAUGUUGCCAAUCUGGCUAAAGUCUUUGGACCUACAAUAGUUGCCCAUGCUGUGCCCAAUCCAGACCCGGUAACAAUGUUACAAGACAUCAAGCGUCAGCCCAAGGUAGUAGAGCGCCUGCUUUCACUGCCCGUGGAGUAUUGGAGUCAGUUCAUGAUGGUGGAGCAGGAGAACGUUGAUCCCCUGCAUGUCAUUGAAAACUCCAAUGCCUUCUCAACACCCCAGACGCCAGACGUUAAAGUGAGCUUCCUGGGGCCCAUGACCACUCCCGAGCAUCAACUUCUCAAGACUCCUUCGUCUAGCUCCCUGUCCCAGAGAGUCCGCUCUACCCUCUCCAAGAACACCCCCAGAUUUGGGAGCAAAAGCAAGUCUGCCACCAACCUAGGACAACAAGGCAACUUUUUCGCUUCUCCAAUGCUCAAGUGAAGUCCCGUCCGCCUGCUACUCCCGGCGCUGACUGACUGCAAGUACGGGCGCACCUGUGCUCUGCCGCAGCCUCCUGCACUCAUUACUGCUUUUAGCAUUCUCCAGGCUUUUAAUCAAGUUUAAUUGUGCAUGAGGGUUUUAUUGAAACUAUAUAUAUCUCCCUCUCCUCCUCAAGUAACACAAUAUCAGCACCUUGUGCUAGCUGUUAGGCGUCUUUAGAUGGGAGAUCUUUGCAGGAUUAAAAGGGGUGCUAUGGAAUUCACUGCCAUUCUUUUUGGGGUGGAGGGCAUCCCUUGGGCUUAAAGCCAAGUGUCGCUCAUGGAAUGCCCUUUUCCUGGUGUCAUUUAGAACUCAUCUUCAUGAGACAAUGACAGAACCCCCACAUUUUUGAUGAAACUGACUUUUCUCACGGUGGGAAGUGGGAGGGCUUGGUAAAGGUAAGAGGAUUCAGGGUGACUUCUCAGAACUUGGGAGUCCCCAUUCCGCAUUAUGAAUUGAGCUACUGUGCGGAACUUUGCUAACAAUGGGACAGGUUGAGGAUGGAACUAGAGAUGGGAGUAUGCUUAGCUUUAAUUUGGAUUAGGUCCUAAUAGCACAAAAUGGCACAGCCUUUUAAAUGUGAUACUGCCACUCGUAUUUAUCUGUAAUAGGCUGCUUUUUUCGGUUUUUGGUUCAACUGGAGUCGAAACCAGUUUGUUUUUCUAAGGUGAAAUUCAUUCUGAUGUUUGAACCUACAGCCCUUCUCUUCCCCUCCCUGCCCCCCCCCCCCCCUUGUCUGGUUGAACCCUAGUUCUAACAUUCAGUACAUUGUCUCUUUGGCAUCCCAACUAACAACUAAGAGUAGGCUGUAAGGGAAGAUUGUCAAUAUUUCAUGUGGCGAGAAAAACCACAGUUGUUUUGUGUUUGCACUUUAGAUGCUAAAAUUUUCCCAUGGAAUUUAUCCACUUCUAGAUAAAUGUGGGCUUUUUCUUCUAUUAGAGUUAUUCUUGAUGUCUGUAAAAAUGGGUUUCUUCUAUAGAAUGUGUCUGGACCAUACUCACCUUUGUCUGUAAAAUACGUAUUUGGAAAAGAGUAAAUAGCUUUUUCAAAAUGAA
Messenger RNA from Lepus europaeus (European hare), 3105 nucleotides. RefSeq names its product Rac GTPase activating protein 1 (gene RACGAP1). Bases 113 to 2011 code for a protein of 632 amino acids. The transcript has 17 exons. The record is from RefSeq and is a predicted model, not a curated record. Gene Ontology annotation, biological process: signal transduction. Lineage: Eukaryota; Metazoa; Chordata; Mammalia; Lagomorpha; Leporidae.